Molecule: messenger RNA, 675 nt
Organism: Saccoglossus kowalevskii
Lineage: Eukaryota; Metazoa; Hemichordata; Enteropneusta; Harrimaniidae
Source: RefSeq, a predicted model, not a curated record
AUGAAUAAGCACAGAGCUAGGGUGAAUAAGCACAGGGCUGGGGUGAAUAAGCACAGAGCUGGGAUGAAUAAACACAGAGCUGGGUUGAAUAGGCACAGAGCUUGGGUAAAUAUGCACAGAGCUGGGGUGAAUAAGCACAGAGCUGGGUUGAAUAGGCACAGAGCUUGGGUAAAUAUGCACAGAGCUGAGGUGAAUAAGCACAGAGCUGGGUUGAAUAAGCACGGAGCUGGGUUGAAUAAGCACAGAGCUGGGUUGAAUAAGCACAGAGCUGGGGUGAAUAAGCACAGAGCUAGGGUGAAUAUGCACAGAGCUAGGGUGAAUAUGCACAGAGCUGGGGUGAAUAAGCACAGAGCUGGGGUGAAUAAGCACAGAGCUGGGGUGAAUAAGCACAGAGCUGGGGUGAAUAUGCACAGAGCUGGGGUGAACAGGCACAGAGCUAGGGUGAACAGGCACAGAGCUAGGGUGAAUAAGCACAGGGCUGGGGUGAAUAUGCACAGAGCUGGGGUGAAUAUGCACAGAGCUGAGGUGAAUAAGCACAGAGCUGGGGUGAAUAAGCACAGAGCUGGGGUGAAUAAGCACAGAGCUAGGGUGAAUAUGCACAGAGCUGGGGUGAAUAAGCACAGAGCUGGGGUGAAUAAGCACAGAGCUGGGUUGAAUAAGCACAGAGCUGGGUGA